UGUUUUCACAUUUAUCUACACUUAUUAAACUGCAUUAAAGUACGCUAAAACUAGAUUUCCAUCAUACAUAAAGGUCUGUUUGGACACGUGAUACUGUUGGUGACGUCAUAUCGAACGCGUUGGAUAUGCAGCGAGACCUGUGUGAGGAUGUCGAUCAAACCGAAAGUAAGAAAGCCCUAUAUAAACACACACACACCAUCCUCAAACACAAACAAUCUGUGCCUCGCACUCCGAGCAUUUCUUUCUGCACAUUCUGUGUUUGUACUGUUAACAUGGGCAACUUUUUCUGUCAACUGUUCUCUCGUCUCUUUGAAGGGAAAAAGCAGAUCAGAUUGGUGAUGGUUGGUCUGGAUGCAGCAGGGAAAACAACAGUCCUCUACAAACUCAAACUGGGUGAAGUUGUCUCAACUAUUCCAACCAUUGGUUUUAAUGUGGAGACGGUUGAGUAUAAAAACAUCUCGUUCACUGUGUGGGACAUCAGUGGUCAGACUAAAAUAAGAGAUCUUUGGAAGUAUUAUUAUCAGUACAGCCAGGGUCUGAUCUUUGUGGUGGACAGCAGUGAUCAUGAAAGGAUUGAAACAGCAGCUGAAGAACUAAAUGCAAUGCUGGCAGAAGACGAGACGAGAGACGCUGUUUUACUAGUUCUGGCUAACAAGCAGGAUUUACCCAAAGCCAUGCCGGUCCAUGAGCUGACAGACAGACUGGGUUUACGUGCUCUGACUGGAAGACAGUGGUUUGUUCAGUCCACAUGUGCAGUUCAGGGAUCUGGUUUAUAUGAAGGACUCGACUGGCUCACAGAUCAACUCUCCAAACGAUAAUACAGAAUUAAAUAUUUCUAUGUAAUUAUUUUGUGUAUAUACCACUAUAAAAAUUAAUUAUUUUAUCAUUUAAUUUAAUUUAAUUUAUUUUAAUUUAAUUUAAUUUAAUUUAAUUUAUUUUAAUUUAAUUUAGAAAUGUGUCCUUUUCAAACACAAGGGAUUGUAGCUGAAUUUAUUUACAAUUGAUUCUCUCCACUGCUGUACUGUGUUUUAUUUUUAUUCUGCUGCUGUAUUUGAUGUACUGUUAAUGUACCACUGUAAAAUAUUUGUUUAAGUUAUAUUUUGACUUGCUGACAUCUGUCUGGAAUAUAUCUGUGCCUUCAAAAUA
Messenger RNA from Danio rerio (zebrafish), 1146 nucleotides. Lineage: Eukaryota; Metazoa; Chordata; Actinopteri; Cypriniformes; Danionidae. The record is from RefSeq and is a predicted model, not a curated record.